Molecule: messenger RNA, 498 nt
Organism: Trichophyton benhamiae CBS 112371
Lineage: Eukaryota; Fungi; Ascomycota; Eurotiomycetes; Onygenales; Arthrodermataceae
Exons: 1
Coding region: 1-498 (165 amino acids)
Source: RefSeq, a predicted model, not a curated record
AUGGAGAACGAUACAGUUGAUCUGACUGGGCCGUCGUCUGCUACAACCUCACAUAGUAGCAGGAGGCCCGUGCCACAAACAUUACAGCCGUCACGGUCUCGUCGUAGCGCAUCGCCUGACUUUAAUGACAAUAGAAGCAAGGUUAAACGCCGGAGGUUGAGCAACAGAAACAAUCGGAGCAGUACCCCAACAGCUGGCCCGUCUUCUCAGAGCCACCAAACAGCAGAGACUAUGAUUCCGGGUGAAAUCGAGGCUGUGGAUUUAACUAGUGUCGACGACUCCUCUUCGCUAGCACAAGUUCUUGCCAAACAGCGGGAAGAUGCAAUCAUAGCUCAGAAAAAUGCUACAAAUGACAAGGAAGCAAAGUCUAUACUGAUAGCGUAUAAAUGCCCAGUUUGCAUGGAUGUACCUGAGAAUGCUACAAGCACUAUUUGUGGUAUGUAUUGUGCUGUUAUUCCACAUAAUGAUACAUUACUGAACAUAUUCCUUUCACCGUAG